ACCGUUCUCCGCGCACAGGAAGAAGAAAAAACCGCCAGUCAAGUAGGCAAGCAAAGGUUUAUAAAGAAAUCGCAAAAAUGGUGGCACAGGUAGAGAAGAAGUUGAUGAUGAUGAUGAUGAUGAUGAGGCCGAGAGAGUGCGCAUUGUUUUUGGAUCCUUCGUUCUAUGCCAUUGCCAUGUGGGUUCUAUGAUUCUUUUGAAAUCCGGAAAAAAGAUUGCGACAGUUGGACGCCAUACCCAGAGUCAUUAAUCUCACCAGUUACCACCGUUCGUUUUGCCUUUAUUUUUUCCUCUUCCAAACAGAUAUGGAUUCGAAUUCGGCAACAAAAGGGGGAAAAAAGGGUUGGCAAUGGUCGGUUAGGGUUUUGAAUUUCUUUAUUCAGCAAUGUAAGGCUUGAAACUCGCGACUGUAAAGUGACAGUCUUCUUCCUCGAACUCUCUCUCCUUCUUUCUCUCUCUCUCACACACACCCUCUCUCGUUGCUUUUCAGCAGACUAACUGAGAAUCUCACUCAGUGUGGACCGGUUCCAGAGAUUUUCACACGCGAUGGCGGAGGUGAGAGGAGGUCGUGCCACGUGGCACGACGAUCUAGCGACUCUAAUGGAGGACUCCGGGAUGCGCUACGCGGAGAUGGCGUUUGAUCCGAACGCGACGGAGUACGCUGUUGGCGCCGGAGAGUACAAUGUUGCUCCUGCUCCGGUCACCGCAGAAGCGGCGGAGGCGGAUGCGAAGAAGCCGGAGGAGAGCUUGAAGGAACAGGUGACGGAGUUCGCCAAGGCCUGGGGAGAAUUGCUUCUGGACUUGGGGAAAGGAUGCAAGGACAUCGCUAAGCAGAAUCUUCUGGACGAGAAUUCGUUCCUGGUUCAGAAGCUUGGGAAGCCAAUUGCGCGAGCCUCGGGUCGAUUGGCGUUCAUGAACGACUGCUUCUUGCCCGAGGAUCGCGACCCGGUACACGCCUGGCCCGUCGUAUUCUUCGUUUUCUUACUCGCUGUCUCCGCGUUGGGUGUAAAUACUAGAGAUGAUAGUGGAGUCCCGAUUGUAAAGAAAGUGCGAUUACAUCCUCCUAGUGCGAAUCGCGUUAGCCUUCCCGACGGGAGACAGAUAGCGUACUUGGAGCACGGUGUUGCAGCCAGCCGAGCGCGAUUCUCUGUUAUUUCCCCACAUUGUUUCCUUUCCUCUCGACUUGGAGGUUUCUCUGGUGUGGAGACAACUCUGCUUGAAGAGUUUGGGGUUCGGUUGAUUACAUAUGAUCUUCCAGGUUUUGGAGAGAGUGACCCUCAUCCUGCCAGGAGCCUCAACUCAUCGGCACAGGAUAUGCUUCACUUGGCCGAUGCAGUUGGUCUGGAUGGCAAAUUCUGGGUACUGGGUUUCUCAACUGGAAGCAUGCACUCUUGGGCUGCACUCACAUAUAUCCCUCAUCGGAUUGCCGGUGCUGCGAUGUUUGCCCCGAUGGUAAAUCCAUACGAGCCUAGCAUGACCAAGGAAGAGACUACCAGAACUUGGGAAAAUUGGUCAUCCAGACGAAAGCUAAUGUACUUUCUAGCGCGGAGAUUCCCAAGUUUCCUCCCCUAUUUCUACAGACGCAGCUUCUUGUCCGGAAAUCACGGUCAGAUUGAAAAGUGGAUGUCUCAACCACUUGGCAGGAAGGAUGAAAUUCUUGUUAACCAGCCAACAUUCCAAGAGUUUUGGCAUAGAGAUGUUGAGGAGUCGGUUCGCCAAGGGAGGGUGAAGCCAUUCAUUGAAGAGGCUGUGCUGCAGACUUCAAACUGGGGGUUCAAUCUGGCAGAUCUACAGGUGCGUAGGAGAUGUCAGAAGAGAGGUCUGCUUCUUCGGCUAAGAUCCAUGUUCAAUGAGGCGGAGUGUGAGCUUGUGGGAUUCCUUGGCCCAAUACACAUAUGGCAGGGGGCGGAUGACCAUGUAGUGCCGCCUUCAGCUGCAGAGUACAUUAGCAGGGUUAUACCAGGAGCAACGCUGCAUAAGCUGCCGAAUGAAGGCCAUUUUUCUUAUUUCUUCUUCUGCAAGGAAUGCCAUCGUCGGAUAUUCUCAACUCUUUUUGGGGAUGCUCUUGGCCCUCUUGAUGAGAAUGAAGAAGCUAGUGAAUCUCCCUUUGUACUGGGAGCCACUGACAACGAGACCUCUGUCACUAGGUCUUUUGAUUAGUCUCUUGACUACUUUUGACUAGAGGCUUUCUUUGUUGUAACUUGUAAGUAAAGUUAUAGAUCACAGGUUCUGCUCCAACGAGCUUGCUGAGAACAAUGGUGCCAAAUGUAUCUGCUGAUGGAUUUGCCUGAAAUAUCUCGUUUUGAAUGGUGGUGAAUCCUAGCUAGGAGAGAUUUGGAAAUUUCAGUUUUGCUAAUUUGUCACCGGACAUCCCCAGAAAACGAAUGACGAUUGAGGAGUAAGAGCUAUAAUCUAUUGAUAUGAUUUCUAUGACAGGAGGU
Messenger RNA from Linum tenue, 2441 nucleotides. The record is from the annotation of a GenBank genome assembly. Lineage: Eukaryota; Viridiplantae; Streptophyta; Magnoliopsida; Malpighiales; Linaceae.